AUGCGUCGUUCAUCAUUCUCGCCCUUCGGCGCCAGUAAAGAACCACUCAUUGUUGUUGAAGAAUCGGGAAAUAUUGAAGAAGAGGAACAAUCCAGCUCAAACACUCCUACACAAAAAGCAAGCCUGGAUAUAGACUCGCCUGUAAAUCCGUAUCUUCUUUCACCAUGGCGUGAUCCACGUGAAACCCGGAAGCAUUCCCUGCCGUCGCAACAGGUUACCGAAGGUAUAACUGCAAGUCAAGUUCGAAGACUUUCCGAAAGGGGAGGUGAAGGUUCUGGACCAAGUCCAAGGGAAGCAGCAUUUCUUGCAACGCUUUCCCAAGCUCCUGCGCCAUCAGGACGAAGACAUUCCGUAGUCACAAUUUCAAAAGUUCCUCCGGCCUUUUUCGGAAGAAAUCGUCGAGAAUCUGUCGCUGCUUAUCCAUCCAACAGUCGCGUACUUGGUUCACGUCGUGAAAGCGGUGCUUCGACAGGACCCCCUUCCACCGAUCAUUUAGGCAGCAUACAUAAUCUUCAAUUAGAUAUAAUGGAUGACAUCGUACAGUCACGAAAAGCUCGAAUGAAACUAUGGACAACUAGCAGCGAAAAAGUGUGUGAAGUACAGACGGUCGACGAAGCAGGCGCCAGCACAUCACAACGUUACACGAACCGACGCUUUUCAGACUUCAUUGGAAAUGCCCUGCCUACAAUUCCAUCACAUAGACGAGCCUCUGAACAUCCUGCCAUAGUAUCGCCCUGCCUCCCUGGCCCAUCAGGAUCACAUAAACGAAAAAAAUCCGGUUUUCUCUCCACAAGCGGAAAAUCUGAGCUAGGUGUAGUCUUGAGUAAUCUAACGUCAUCCGCCAUAGAAAUUAAUAAAUGUGAUGAGUCAACUCCAGUAAAAACCAAAACGAGUUCAACAUAUGGAGCAACCUUAGAUCCAAAUGUAGGUCGGUCAACACGAUCGAACAGUUUCGAUGUAUCCCUCCUACAAAACGCCAAACAGUUCAUAUCAGACACAGAGGACAAAGGCGCAGCGGCAUUGUCUGGGUGGUUUACCAAACGCCAUCAACCAAUGGCCAAAAAGAAGAGUAUUCGAAGUAAAAGCACAGCAAUGGCUGUCUCCAAGGACAUGCUGGAAAGACUUCAAAAUCGUGAAACUGAAAAGAAUCGGAAAGUUCCGCGAAGUAAACAAAAUAAAAAUUCCUUAGUUGAUCCUCACGUAAUCGGUAGUGCCAUCGAAGGAUUUCUUAAGAAGAGCGCAUCGACAAUCUCGUCAUCAAAUAAAGGGGCCAUACCAAAGGACAGUCGUCGAAAGCCAGCACCCACCGUUCGCUCAAGCCUCAAUUGGUUCGGGAAAAGCGAUGAAGACGACUCAAAGGACACUUGCGAUUCGUCAUUGUGUUCCACGCUCAAGGACCUUUUUGUCAAAUAAUUAACCGGGAAUUUUAGCUUUAAGUUCACCUAAAUGAAUUCAUCGGCUUCGUUCAAAAUGCAAACCCGCCGCCAAUAUCACAAAGUAAGUUUUCAAAAUAGCAUUUGGAAAAGUGUAAUGGAGAUCGUGGAAAAUGAUGGUGCCAAAAGAAAUAUUAGGUUCAAUUUCAAAUGUAUUUUAAUCCUUCGUACAUAUGUAUAUCACCGUUAUCCAUAAACCGAUAUCAUAAAAUAUUCAUACGCAUAAAUAUAGAUGUAAAAAUGAAUCUUGAAAAUAUAUUUUUGCCAGUUUUAAGUGGAAAACCAAACAAUGGAAAUAUGGGAUGCCUUUCACGAUGGAUUGCUUUGCCUUUGCAA
This is a messenger RNA of Hermetia illucens (black soldier fly), 1769 nucleotides long. RefSeq lists its product as uncharacterized. The record is from RefSeq and is a predicted model, not a curated record. Bases 1 to 1413 code for a protein of 470 amino acids. The transcript is spliced from 2 exons. NCBI's taxonomy places the organism in Eukaryota, Metazoa, Arthropoda, Insecta, Diptera, Stratiomyidae.